This is a messenger RNA of Coccinella septempunctata (seven-spotted ladybird), 2853 nucleotides long. RefSeq names its product histone-lysine N-methyltransferase KMT5B (gene Hmt4-20). NCBI's taxonomy places the organism in Eukaryota, Metazoa, Arthropoda, Insecta, Coleoptera, Coccinellidae. Gene Ontology annotation, molecular function: histone H4K20 methyltransferase activity; protein binding. Gene Ontology annotation, cellular component: nucleus. The coding region runs from base 502 to 2658 and encodes 718 amino acids. The record is from RefSeq and is a predicted model, not a curated record. The transcript is spliced from 5 exons.
GGCUCAUGUAAAGAGGAUAAAUGACAAGAUGCUGUAGGAACUAGGGACGUUAAAUGCUGAAAACAUUUCAGAAUCACCGAAGUUUCAAUUCUGAUAAUCGACGAAUUAUAUUUUGAAUCAAUUGCCUACUAUUAUACUUGUUUUUCUUUACAAUCAUAUUUCGAAUGGAUUUCCUAAAUCAAGCAAAAACGUUUUGUUUAAUGAAGAAUUUCGAGAUGAUUGUCUGCCAUGAUUGAUUAUUGGCGUCCUGUGGCGUAGACUUGAUAACUUUUUAUUGAUAUAAUAUGUGUGAAGUACUUGAUUUUUAAUGCAUAGUGGCUUUGAAUUAAAUUGUGAAACCUAGAGUACAAGUUUUGCAGUAAGUCAUUUACCUACACCUUAAUGUGCCUGUUUACCAUCAUGGUUUUUAAUUUGUUCUGACCAAAUUCUUAGUGAUAUCAUCAUUUCAAUGAAUAGCCAUGAACCGAACUGCAUAAAGAGGAAUUAUUCGUUAUUUUAACAAUGGUUGUGGAUGUGCCACGACGUAUUCCUCAUUACAAAAUGCAACCUACAGGAAUGAGCCCCAGAGAAUUAUCUGAGAAUGAUGAUCUUGCUACAUCACUGGUGUUGGACCCAUAUCUGGGAUUCAGUACCCACAAGAUGAAUAUCAAGUCGAGACCUCCGUUGAGAGCUAGUUCAACUCAAUUGCGUUCGAUAAUGGAGCAAUUUGUGAAAACUCAAGAUUAUAAGACAGCCCUGGACUCAAUAAUGAAGGGGGAUUGGGUGCCACGGAUGAGGUCUAAAAAUCAAUUGAAGAAAUUCGAGGAACAUAUAUACAGAUACCUCAGGGUUUUCAGCAAAGAUUCCGGUUUUGUUAUAGAACCUUGCUAUCGAUACUCUUUGGAAGGCCAGAAGGGAGCCAAAAUUUGUUCUACGAAGAAGUGGUAUAAGAAUGAAAAGAUUGAAUGUUUAGUAGGAUGCAUAGCUGAACUUACCGAAGAAGAAGAGAAACAACUAUUGCAUCCCGGUAAAAAUGACUUUUCUGUUAUGUAUAGUUGCAGGAAAAAUUGUGCACAAUUGUGGCUUGGUCCGGCUGCAUAUAUAAAUCACGACUGUAGGGCGAAUUGUAAAUUUGUGGCUACCGGAAGAGACACUGCAUGUGUUAAAGUCUUGAGGGAUAUAGAAGUAGGGGAGGAAGUGACUUGCUUUUAUGGUGAAGACUUUUUCGGAGAUAAAAAUUGUUACUGUGAAUGUGAGACUUGCGAAAGGAGAGGAACUGGGGCAUUUGCGAACAAAAGGACAGAUCAGAAAGAAGAAAAUGGAUAUAGACUUAGAGAAACUGAUAAUCGCUUGAACCGUACUAAACAGAAAAUGCAGACAAAGAACGAGUUAGGAAAUGUAUAUAAUAAAGUUCCCAAUGAUAAAGCUUGUUCGCCUCUCAGUAUCAAGGAAAUGCGUCAAAAAGGUUUAACAAAAUAUGAUGCUGAACUCUUAAUUGCCCAAGGCUGUAAGUUUUCGGAUAUUAACGACUUCAAAACAGAUAAACCAAAUUUAAAUUCGAAUUCUGUAAAUAGUAAAAUUAAUUUAAAUUCUAAAAACUCUAAGAAGACUGUGAUAAAGGAAAAAAAUGCUUCAUCGGCUAACUCUAGAACUGAAAGAUUACAAAGGAGAAACGCAAGACAAGCUAAUCAAGACUCGACAGAACCGAAACAUAACAACAGAUCAAGCCUUUUGGACGAUCUUCAAAGUAAUGCAAGUAGCUGCACCGGCACUCUCAGUGAUCAGGAUUCAGUUAGUGAUGGCAUGGUCCUUGUUAAAAAGUUCAACGACUGUGAUGAAAGUGGAAAAGGCUUGUUGACAGGAGCAGUGGACGGAAUCAAUCUUAGAAGCCACAAGGCAUCUUUCGAUUCUGGUGUAGAUCUAAGUCAAAGUAAAUCUUUCAUAGAUUUAGAUUCACUCCAGGAUGGAAGCACAGUUGAUUGUAAUCAGAAUGGGGGUAUUUCGUCAACUGAGCAACUCUUUUCAGAUAUAAAUGGCUUUGCGGAAAAUAAGAGCAAUUUGAAGAAAAGAUCUGGUAAGAAUCGCAGAAAAUUCAAAAACACUGCCAAUGAGAAUAAAAGAAAAGAUGAAAGCAAAAAUGUGUACGAGUUUGAUGAUGGAGAAAAUAUAAACUCGGUGGAAUUAAGACAGAAAAAUCACACAGUGACAAGUAAUGAUAUUGAAAUGAAUAGUGAUGGUGAUUCUGAUAGUGAAACUGAUAAAAGACAGCCUGAUUUUAAUACUGCCAUUAUUGAUAAGGAGUCUGAUCGUAUUGAUACACCACAAAGUGUUCAAGAGGUACCUAAUAGAGAACAGACACCUGACAAAUGUGGUAGUUUGAAGCUAACUCUAAGAAUGAAGCGGUCCCCUGUUCUAGACGAAGUAAUUGAAUCUGGAAAUAGUUUGAGCGAAGAUACUUUCGAGCCUGAAUAUGAAGUAUUGAGAGUAGAAGGUCUGGAAGACAACAACUUUUCCCACUUUUCACAUAGGAAAAAGAGGCAUAAAUCGAAAGACAGGAAAAGGGAUAGAGAUCGCAAGAAGGUCUUGGAUGACGUUCCCCCAAUUCCCUUGAAAAGAUUAAAACUGAUCAUUGGCAACGAGAGCCAUACCAUCAACUUCCCCUCCGAACACGAGAACUGACAAGAAGUGUACAGGAGCUAUUGCCUUUUCAAUUUGAAGUCCACCUUUCUUUAUGUGUACAGCUUAUUUUAAUUUCUGUCGAAAUAAGUUCAUAUAUGUAUUAUAUAGGUUCAAAGAAUUUUUUUUUUCGUCCAUAAUUUUGUAUAUUUCCUCUGAUAAAAAAAUUUAGGUCAGCUUUGAGUCAGCUGUGAUAAA